Molecule: messenger RNA, 4841 nt
Organism: Danaus plexippus (monarch butterfly)
Lineage: Eukaryota; Metazoa; Arthropoda; Insecta; Lepidoptera; Nymphalidae
Gene: numb
Product: protein numb
Exons: 7
Coding region: 843-2138 (431 amino acids)
Source: RefSeq, a predicted model, not a curated record
CACGGCCAGUACGUUGUGUGACAGUGAAGCUGGCCGCCUUACGCGCGGCGCGCGCGCUUCCAUUGACGACACUUUAUUAUUAGUCUAAUACAUUCCUCUAGUCAAAAUGUAGUUUAGUGUUCCGUCAAACAGUGUACUAGGGAUCGUUCAGUGUUCUAGAUGUCAUCUAGAUCAGUGUUCGUUAUAUGAUACGGUUCAAAGAACAAUGCUGUGGGAAAAAAUAACGUUCAGCUGGCAUCGGCUGUCGUUCCCAGCUACCUACCGAACUCCCUCCCCCCGCGGACCGGGUGCCGGGUUCAAUGCGCCUCUUCGCGUUUAUUCAUCGUUUGUGGGAAAAGUUGACCCCCGUUUUUAAAUUUCAUUGUUAACGAAUUCACACGAUUUCGUUCUUUUAACUACCGCAUCUUAGAUUAGCGGAUAUUUACACCUUGUGUUUUAUUAAUAUUUUAUGCAUCAUUAAUGUGCCGCCUCGUUGUAUAGACUGAAACAGUGGCUUUUAUCCGGAUAAUGAAAACUUAAUGGUAUGGGAGGUUUAAACUUUUUAUUGUCACUGAAACGUCAAGGUUAUACAUUCCAUAGAACUUUUGUGUUUAUUCUGAGCCAGGCUUUUCUUGUUUGUAGAGUAAUAAAAAAUUCGUAAUUCAUAAUAACAGACUUCAGCGUGGUGUUAUAAAUCAUAUGAUAACGUAUAUCGAACGAGAAUAUUGUAAAACGACUGUUGAUUUUAAUUUGAAACGUGUUGAAUCGAUCUCUGUGCAGUUGUUUAGUGUUGUAACAGUGAAUAUGACGUGCGUCCAGUGAACAGUGAUCUACCUGACAUCGGAUAAAGGAAUACAUAAAAGAUGGGCAACCAAGGUUCCUCGCCUCACGAACCGUUGGAUCGAGUCCAGGUGCAAAAUGGAGAUCUAAAAAUGAAGUCAUCAGUCCGUAGCUCGUUGAGGAGGGCGCGGGCGGGGGCUACUCUGUCGCCGCCGCGCGCCGGCAUGGAGCGGCUGAGGCGCUCCUUUAGGGAGUCCUUCCGCAGGAGGAAGGGCUCCCCGCCGGAGUCUGCGAGGCCCCACCAGUGGCAUGCCGACGAGGCCGCGGUCAGGGCCGGGACAUGCACCUUCCCAGUCAAGUAUCUAGGAUGUGUUGAGGUGUUCGAAUCCAGAGGAAUGCAGGUCUGCGAGGAAGCACUUAAAGUAUUGAGAAAUUCUCGUCGUCGGCCCGUCCGUGCUGUUCUUCAUGUGAGCGGUGACGGACUCAGGGUUGUGGAGGAGGAGACCAAAGGCCUGAUAGUCGAUCAGACCAUAGAGAAAGUUUCCUUCUGUGCUCCAGACAGGAACCACGAGAGGGGUUUUAGCUACAUAUGCCGUGACGGGACGACACGUCGCUGGAUGUGUCACGGAUUCCUCGCGUCCCGGGACAGUGGGGAGCGUCUCUCUCACGCCGUGGGGUGCGCAUUCGCAGCUUGCCUCGAAAGGAAACAGAGGAGAGACAAAGAGUGCGCCGUCUCCAUGAGUAUAGACGCCGCCAGCCACGCCUUCACCAGGCAGGGAAGCUUUAGGAAAUCAGGUAUAAUCAGUCGUCGUACAUCAGAGCCGGCAGAGGUGCCGCAGUCUCCAGGCAGCGUGACUACCCCGAGCUCCGGACGGGUCGCUCACAAUCCGUUCGCGGUGGAGCGGCCCCAUGCUGCACCACACCUGCUAGAGAGACAGGGCUCCUUCCGCGGUUUCGCUCAUCUCAAUAACAAUUCGCCAUUCAAGCGGCAGAUGUCGCUACGUAUAUGUGAGCUGCCGUCCAACUUGGAGAGGCAGCGUCUCGGUCUCGGUUCGCCCUCCAACGGCGUCCCCGCCUUACCUGCGGCGCCGGCUGUACCCGCGCUGCCCACCCUACCCACACCCAGCCCUAAACCAGAUGUAGCCGCUAUUGAGGAUAAGUCAUCGGAUCCGGUAGCGGAGAUGUGCCAGCAGUUGUCUUUGGGUCUUCGCGCGUUGGCCGAGGAGCCGGUCCCAGCGGCGGCGGGGGCCCUCCCACACCCCGACGCCUGGCUGGGUCGGGUCGCACGAGCUCCCGCCCUUGCCAGCGCUGGCAGAGCUGCUUCUUUCGCUGGACGAGCCGCAACUAACCCCUUCAUCACCGCCCCCGCGCCGCUAUAGACAACCUGUUAAGCUAUAUCCCAUAACGACCCCACGAGAUCCGUAGCGCCAUAUAAAACGAACGCGGGUUAUACGUGACACCCCACUACAUCUCAAACCUUCCUAUACCACUUACGGGACCCCAUAGCAUCUCCUAAUAACAGUCUAAACGACUCUUAACAAAGCACACGUGUUGCUAUGAUAAUAAAUUCAUGUCUACUUCAGCUUGAAUCGUCGGUUCUGAAAUGGACCCAGCGUGUAUUGUCUUACGGGUAAUUGUUGUUUGACUCGCUAUUCUCCGCUACUAAUAUAAUGAUUGUGUGACUGUGAAGGCGUCAGACGCCAUGUAACGACGUCAUCGAAGUCAGUAAUCGACCGCAUGUACUUACACAUUAUAAGACUUGAUGUUGUACUUAAUAGAAACGUCUUAAAAGAUCUUUUUUGGAUGUAACUUAGGCAACGUGAUAGGAAAGAAAAUUAUAAAAUAUUAAAAUAAUGAGUCCCACUCAUGUAAUUUACUGCCAAGAAUGACUGGCGAGGAAUUAAAAUAUAUAUAAAUAUAUUGAAAUGCGCAUAUAGGAUGAAUACUCACAAAUAUUUGGGCUUCAAAUGCGAGGAACAUAUCUCGCUGACGUCAUUGUGAUCUAUGCUUUUGAGGUCAUUCGUCAAAUUAUAUGCUCGCUGUAACGGCUUUGAUGUAUUAAAAGGCUCUGUUCCACUACAUUCAAGACGAUGUGUAAGAAAAAACGAUCGUUUGUUUGGAUCGGGCAGACAAAAUAUAUAUCUGUAGAUAGCGUUUGUUCCUAAAGAAUGAAAGAUUUAAAGUUACUAUAAAAAAAUAUUAAAGAAUGAAACAAAGUACUUAUGUCGAUAAUUUUGUUUAUACGUAAAUAUUUUCCAAAGAAAUUGUUAAUCGAAUGGAUGUUGACUGAUAAUGGAUGAACAAAUUUAAUUAUUUACUUAAACUGCGAAAUCAACUACAAAUCUGUAUGACUAAUGCUCAAAAUUAUAUUUUUAAUCUGUGUAUUUUUUUUUUAUCUGUGUAAUUUAAAGUAUUGUUAACCUCAAACUCCGUCGCCGUCGUAGUCUAUGUUAUACGUAUAUUCCCAGAGCUGCGCUUUUCGUAAUAUUUUAAGCUAAAUAAUAGCACCGUCGACUGUUGUGCGCACGCUGUGUCAUGAGACUUUUACACUAUAAAUAAAUAUAUAUAAUGGCUUCGUCACGGAACGAACAUCGCUCGCUGGUGGGAUUCCAAUAGCAGUGUUUCCAUUCAACGCUCUGAUUAUAUUUUGUCAGACGUCCAUCGAAGAGAUAUAAAUAAUUUUUGAAUGUUCUACAAUUUAUACUAACAUGUUCCAUAGCGUUACGUUUCGAGAGACAAAUACGUAUAUACAAAGUAUAAUUUUUCGAUUUAAAUCUUUGAUCCGCACCGUGCUUUUGUAACGCACCUAGUGUUAUCGGUAAGUUAAGUGUAUGCUUUAAUACUUGGGACUUCAAUACCCGCCCGCGUACGAUCAAAACGAUGCAGUAUUUAAACUCGAUAAGCCCUUUUUGGACACAUUUUAUUUUCCUUUGUAUAUAAUUGUAAAUUUUGUAGGAUACAUGAAUCUUCACCGUUUUGUGAUUUUGUUUAUGUUUAUAUAUUUUUAUCGAUGCCACGGCAACGUGGGUUAUGUUCUAUCGAUCAAAUUGUAUUUUAGCUUGAUGUACGUACGACGCACUUUCUUCUCGUGUGACCAUGUUAUUGAUCUAACAUAUAAGUUAGGCUUUUUGUUAUAUAUCUUAGGUAAUUAUUGAAAUUUGUAUUCACUUUUUUUAGUGCCGAUGAGAGAAGGUUUUAAUAUAGAUGUUAUUCGAAAAUUCUUAAUUGUUUAUGUGUUCGAUUUAAGAGAUAUUCUCUCAAAUCGCCAUCUUAAUUUCUAGAACAAUGCAUGAUGGUUAUGUACUUAUAUUAAUUAUAACUUCGUGAAGCACAAUGAUCACAGCACAACACUUGUUGCAUUAUACAUUCCAGUUUUCUUUAACGAACAGUCAUCGGCCGAACGAAAUAAUUUGUGCAUAUCAUAGCUGAUUAAAUAUGAGCAGCCUCUGUAGUGGCAGUUUAAUGUUAUCCUGUUGCUAAUUUAUGUGUAACCAUUUUUAUAUAUUUGUCGUACGAGAACAUAAAAUACUUGAGAUAUUAUUCAAGUUUUCUUAAUGUUGCCAGUAGACAAAAUAGAAAAUAACACUCAAUAAAAAGCUGCCAUUUGUUAUAACGUAUUUCAAAAUGCUUGAUUUUAUUGUAAAAGCUUCUCAGUGUUUUUAAAAUUUUUAGAUAUUUAAUACGAUGUUGUAAAAUGUAAUGGAAAUUUCUGCACUUUUAUUAAAAUCAAGCACUAUUUAUAAAACAUCUUGAUGGUAUCGUAAAGAACAGUUUAUAGUGAUACUAUUACAUCUCUUAAGACUAGUUUAGUCCAGUAAGACCUUACCUGUGGAAACAAUCUUUCAUUGUAUUCAUUAAAAAAUGAUUUUUUGAAAAUUUUAUCAGUCACGUUGUACUUAAUUUAUCAAAAAUCCAGUUGUUUUGAGAACAAAUUGUUGGAUGUUACUUUGUAUAUUAUUUUUUUUCAAUUUUAAUUUCGGCUAAAUUAUGAAAUCUGUACAUACCGGGGCAUACUUGUAGAUAUUUUAGGUAACAAGAGUUCAAAUAUUAUGAAGAGUAAUAAAUAUUAUGGUUAGUUGAAA